This is a messenger RNA of Tympanuchus pallidicinctus (lesser prairie-chicken), 3199 nucleotides long. It is a transcript of the gene IL5RA, whose product is annotated as interleukin 5 receptor subunit alpha. Gene Ontology annotation, biological process: cytokine-mediated signaling pathway; immunoglobulin mediated immune response. NCBI's taxonomy places the organism in Eukaryota, Metazoa, Chordata, Aves, Galliformes, Phasianidae. Gene Ontology annotation, cellular component: external side of plasma membrane; membrane. Gene Ontology annotation, molecular function: protein binding; cytokine receptor activity. The transcript has 10 exons. Bases 1731 to 3002 code for a protein of 423 amino acids. The record is from RefSeq and is a predicted model, not a curated record.
UCCUGGGAUUUACAUUGCAGUCUGUUUUUCUGUCUUUCUGUGCUUUGUUUGAAGAUUGGCCCCACUUUGAAAAGUCAUCUUUGCAUUAUGGUGGGAAGUGCAUCUGGAAUCUGCUCCUGACCAAUUGCCUCUCAGUAGAACUCGUGUGUCAGUUGUAAGAAAGAAAAUCAUGACCAAUUCAGCUGCUCACUGUGUUUAGAUUUAUACUGCACUUUAUGAAGGAAUAGACCCUUCCAUGAAGGGAAUGCCUCUUUGACUUUCUCCUCACUGCUUUUUACUGCGCAUAACCAAAACCAUAAACAAGGCUUUUACUCAUCCUGAGAACUUACUAUGCCCGUUUUUGUGGGGAGCAUAAUCUUGUUUGUAGGUAUUUGUUAACUUUUUGAUUGUAUUUUCAAGAUUCCAUCGCAUGAGACAAACCUGUUAUCACAGACUGUGAUACCGUUCACGAAUGGUAAUGCAAUUGGAAAAAAUCUUGGGGCAUUGUCUAAGCAUAAAGGUAUGGUAUAGGUAACAGUGCCCUGUUUCAUGUGUAUUCUGGAAGAACCAAAAUAUCUGACCAAAAUGUCUCAGUAACCCAACCUAUGCAAAAGCAAGCGCUGACUCUCCAGGAAUAAUCCAUUAGAAAACUCUAGAGGUUCAAUUAGCCUCAUGGACGCUUUGCCUGGCAGAAUACCAGAUACACACAGAAAACAAAUGCAGAUAAUGAGCAGACUUGGACAUUAAGAAACAUACUGCAUUGUGAAUUAUGCAUCAUUUUAACGAACUAAGCACUCAUACACCAUUUUUAAAAAUAGUUAUUGUGUAGCAGAAGUACUCCAACUGUGAUCAAUUGGAUUGCUUCCAGUCCCUGGGUUAUUUAUUGGAGGUUCAGUGAGAACUGAUGGGUUAAAGAUGCUUUCUCUGCUCAUUACCGUCUGAAAAUAUUAUGUUUUUCAUACAAGCAAUUGUGUAGAUGCCCCAGGGAAGCAGUGUGAUUGGGCUAGGAGGGCGUAUUUCUCUUCUGUGAGAACAUUUUGGAAAGCUGCUGUUCUGUAUUUCCAUGUUGUUUAUAUUAGGUUAUACAUGAAUGAUAACACACGGAUUUUUUUUCCCCUCAGUACUUCAUGAAGCAAUCUGUAGGAAGCAUAGGAACAUGCUGUUUUCAAGCAUUAAAAAUAGUCGCUCAUUUAAAUUAGAAACAAACAAAAUAGUUUCUCUUACCCCCAGUAAUUAACACUGGAGAAUUAGCCUUGAGGUGAGCGCUGAGACUGCUUCUCAGUGAAAUGGAAACCGGAGAGUAAAUUCCAGCAAGCAGCCAUUUUAUAUACAGUGGCAGCUAAAAAGACAGCUAUUUCUGCUGUUUUUCUUGGAGUGAAUGGGUCUCCACCGAAAGCCAACCUACCUGAAGCCAACUCUCUCUGCUAAGAGAUGCUGUAGGUCCAUGACCGCUGCCCUGAGCAUCCACGCAUGGCAGUGCUGGAAACAGCAGCUUUUUCAAGGGGGCCUGGAAAAAACAAAGGGAGCAAAAUGAGAUGUGGUUAAUUGUACUUAAUUUUAGCUUCAACGAGAUGUAUCUUCCUGCAAGGGAAGGAGAAAAUUCUGUGCCCUGCAAGGUUUCAUUGCUUUGGUCAUGUAGCUGUGAUUACCUGUAGCAUGCUCCAUGGUCUGCGUGCUUAACGCUUGGGCUUGUGCUUGGUUUUAGCUAUCAGCCUGUCUGCAAAACGGUUGCAAGCCAUGUACUCUGAUGCAUGGUGUUUCUCACUGACCAUCUAAACUUUAUAGCCAGCAUGAUGAGAGUUUGUCUGAUGCUCCUUUGGAUAAGAAUCGUAGUCCAGCCCCCCACGCUUCAGUGUAAAGCAGUUCAGGUUUUCCCACCUGUUAACUUCACCCUUACAGUCUCUGCAUUAGCACAAGUACUUCUAAGCUGGAAGCUAAGUCCUAAUCAGGAACAAAAAAACUACACCAUUAGAUACGAUGUGAAAAUCUUAACUCCUGUGUUUGAAGAGUAUGAUACAAUGAAGACUCACAGUCUCCAAACAGCUGUACUCCACAAUGGUUUCUCGGCACAUGUCCGCACGUUACUUUUCCAUCAGGGUCUUCAGAUGAUGAGCGACUGGGUGACAGCAGAACUCCAGCCUCCACCGGGUGCUGAAAAUACAGCUGUCACUGAUCUGUCCUGUGUUACUCACUUCACCAUUUCUAGCACUGUUUCUCUCCAUUGCACUUGGCUUCCUGGUAAAGGGGCACCAGAAGAUACUGAGUACUUUCUAUUUUACAGGUAUGAGACCUACAUGGAAGAAUGCCAACAUUACAUCAAAGACAAGUGGAACAGGAAUACAGAGUGCAGGUUCUCAGUGACUCGUAUUGUUCCCGGUGAGAUUGAUGAGCUCAUUGUAAUACACAUUAAUGGCUCCAGCAAGUAUGCUGCAAUCAAGCCUUUCCAGCAGUUGUUUAACCAAAAUGCCAUUGAGAAGGUGAAUGUUCCCAGAAAUGUCACUGUAUUCUUAGAGCAAAAUGAUCUCGUGGCCACAUGGGAGAAGCCACUUUCUACUUUCCCUAAAGGCUGUUUUGAAUACGAAUUUUACCUCACCAACUUGAAGUCAGGUAACAAGCAGGUAUCAAAAACAUAUUCACAUGACUUCAGAUUACGGAUUGAUGUUACCUGCAGAUACUCCAUACAGAUAAGAGCAAAUCAUUACAUGUGUGCUGUAAAUGGAUUCUGGAGUGACUGGAGUGAAAUUCUUUAUAUUGGAGAAAACAAACAGGAGAAUCUGAUAGUCUGGAGUCUUGCUGUGCUUUGUGUAUCCACAUGCUGUACGGUCACGCUUAUUGCUAUAGUAUGCAAAUCACAACACACGUGGAGCAAACUGUUUCCGCCCAUUCCGACGCCCAGGAUCAAGUUCAGAGAUCCCUUUCCAAAUCACUACGAGAGGGCACGCAGCUGCCCCAGCGAGACGUGGCUGGAGCCAGGCCUGGCCGAGGGCCUCCCCUGCAACGCUCUGCACGACGACGUCUUCUGAGGCAGCCGCAUGCGAAGAACUGCUCGGCUGUGGUUCCAGCACUGUUUGUUGGUUCAUUUAGAACAACUGCUGUGAGCGGUGUGGAAAGAGCACGGCGGUGCCAAUGGCGAGGUGAAAGCCCCAACCCUCAGACGGUGGUGCAAGAGGUUACAGCGUAAGGGGGAAAAAAAAAUUCAAAAAGCAGCACUUUCCUGGCA